AGGAAACAGGUUGUAGUUUUCCUGAUUCCUGUUUCUCUUAGAGAGUCGCGUUAAGCUUGCAAUAAAACGACUACAUUACCCAGCAUCCAGUGCGAAACGGGCGUUUUUUUCGUUCUACAUUUAAACGGUCUGACAGGAUGACAGGUUUAGUUAAUGGUUCAGUUGUGGACAACCAUGACCAAGCCAUAACUGAAGCUCUGGAGCAGUUCUGCAACUCCCCAGAGCAAACAUAUGAGCAGUUUCUGUCCACCUUUACGUACCUGACCCCAGAGAAUGUGAGGGAUCCACGAUUGACUGCUCCUAGAAGACAUGGAGAACCAUCCCAGAGAGAGAUGGACAGCAGCCGAGAGCGACCAAGAGAGAAUGAAGCGACAGAGAUGGAGGAUAGCGUAAACAGAAGGAUGGGACUAACAAAUAGUUGCUCACCGACUGCUGAUCAGGAAGAGGUGAUGUUGGAUGGCGGUUGUGUUGGAGGAAGACUGAGCGGCCCAUCAAGCUCUGCUCCAGACAGACCUGUGAAGUUUGAUAAUUAUCUGGGAGAUUCGGAAGAUGAAGAGGAAAAUGCCGACUCUACAGGCACAUGUACACUGCCAGGUGAGAUUGAAGAAGAUCUGAUAGCUGUCUCCUCUUCAUCGCACUGUCACCACACACUGCUGGAGACCUCCUUUACUUUCACAGAGCAGAGGACACACACUCCCUGUGCAGCUGAGAAUCAGGAUGAAAGCGAGGAGGUCAUUCCUUUCCAUCUGGAUGAGAACUUUGAUUACGAUAAUGUUGUGCUGUCUCGCAAACACGCCAUCCAGGAUCAGAACGGCAGACCAUCUUGAGCUGUAAAUGAAUGUAACUCUGGCGAAUGCUUUUAAAAACUCUGAUUUUAAAGAGUAAAGUCCUUGUAAACAUGAACUAGAGUAAAGUCAAGAGUAAAGUCCUUGUAAACAUGAACCAAAGAACUAGAAGGAAGACAGUGAGUGUUAAUUCUGCAGUUUGUAGAAUCUGUACUACUCUCAGUAAAGUAGUGUUAGUGUCUGUCUUCUCAAAGACAUGAUCAAAUUUAAUACACUCAGUCCAAUUUUACAUUUUACAGACAAUUAGAUGACCAUCACCAUGCUAGAAACUAGAAAAUAGGCAUGAAACGGUAGUCACAAUCCAUUUUUCUUCCAUAAACUGACUUCUGAAAGAAGACAAAAUCGCUCUGAAGUAAGAGAAAAUAGUCAAUCUUAAUAUUAUUUCGAAUGUAAAAGUCCUUUAAUUUGCAUAAACUGAACAAAUGUUGCAUAUUUGUCUUGUAGUUCAAAUGAAAUGUCAUUAUGAUUAUUAUUGUUGUUAUUAUUUUACAACUAACUAAGCUCAGACGCUUUCAUUUUUCUGACUCAACAGCUCAAAUAGGUGACCUGUGGCGUAAGUCUUUUUCUGAUGUACUUGGAAAAGUGAUUAAUUGCUCAUUUUGUCUUACUGUGUUUUAUUCACUGGAACAAAAUGCUCAGGGACGUUUUUUUCUGUUCUAUGUAAAAACCUCAUAAAAUGAAUAAAAGGCCAAAACAUGUUGGUCUUUGGAAAGAUUUGAUCCCCCAUUUUCUUGACUUGAUCGUUUAUUUUGACAUUUCAGAGAAUGUCCGUACGUACUGUAAAAAUCAUUUUCUAGCUGUUUCCCAGCAUGUUUCUUCAUAUAUUCUAUAGCACUACCUUCAUUUCCCACUUUUUUUUGUCCUUUUCUCUUGACCCAGAGUUUCUAAAGCAACAAAAAUAGUACUUUUCAACACUUUACUGUUCAUUUGCCUGUACUUAAACAUCAUAAUAGAAAUUUUCUUUUC
This is a messenger RNA of Cyprinus carpio (common carp), 1811 nucleotides long. Its product is annotated as intraflagellar transport-associated protein-like. Gene Ontology annotation, cellular component: 9+0 non-motile cilium; cytosol. Gene Ontology annotation, molecular function: intraciliary transport particle A binding. The record is from RefSeq and is a predicted model, not a curated record. Gene Ontology annotation, biological process: spermatogenesis; acrosome reaction. NCBI's taxonomy places the organism in Eukaryota, Metazoa, Chordata, Actinopteri, Cypriniformes, Cyprinidae.